This is a messenger RNA of Aphis gossypii (cotton aphid), 1098 nucleotides long. RefSeq lists its product as uncharacterized. The coding region runs from base 1 to 1098 and encodes 365 amino acids. The record is from RefSeq and is a predicted model, not a curated record. The transcript has a single exon. Lineage: Eukaryota; Metazoa; Arthropoda; Insecta; Hemiptera; Aphididae.
AUGUGUACUCAAGAUAAAGUGGAAACUGUAAUAGAACAGAAUUAUAAAUCAAUAGGCGUUCAAGCAUCAUUGGAUGGUAAUUUAGCAAAUAAUUUUUUAUUCUAUUGUACUACUGAAGGUAAUAAUAUUGGUACAAUGGCUCAAUUGCCUUAUCAAAAUGUUAUAAAUGAAACUAAAAUGGCUCAUAAAUCAUGUGGGCCUAGUUCUUCAGACUUGGGAUGCUCUUUGUUAUGUGGUGGUUUUCAUGGAUUUUCUUCCAUUAGUAACAAUGAAGAAGGACUUAAACAUUUAACUGGACUUUCUUCAAAAAUAUUCAAUUUUUUUCUUAAAAUAAUUCCUAAAAGUGUUGGUAAUCAAAUGUGUGAGGAAAAUCGAGUUAUACUAUUUAUGAUGAAAAUAAAAUUAGGUCUAACAUAUUCAGCAUUAAGUGUAUUAUUUAAAAUUCACCGAACCACAGCUCAAAGAAUUUUUAUUGACAUUUUAAUAAUAAUUUAUGAAAAAACUAAAAAUAUUAUUUUUUGGCCCAGUAAAGAGGUAGUAUCUAGUAUAUUACCAGAAUGUUUUAAAAGAAAUUAUCCUAACUGUCGGUGUAUCAUCGAUUGCACAGAAAUACGUGUUGAACAACCCAAAACAGUUGAACAACGAGUAUAUUUGUACUCAAAUUAUAAAGGUUGUUAUACCAUUAAAUUUUUGGUUGCUAUAACUCCUAACGGCAUGGUAUGUUUUGUUUCCAAAUGCUAUGGUGGCCGUGCUAGUGAUUCAUACAUCACCAAUGACAGCGGAUUUCUAUUGAACAUAGAGCCUGGAGACAUAAUUUUAGCAGAUAAAGGAUUUCCUGGAAUAAGAACAGAAUGUGAAAAUUCUAGUGGUAUCUUGUUAAUGCCUCCUAUUUUGCAUAAUGGACGCUUUACUGAAGAAGAAGUUUUAACAACAUACAACAUUGCAAGUGUAAGAAUACACAUAGAAAGAUUGUUCGCUCAAAUAAAAACUUUUGGUAUUUUUAACAAAUUUCAAAUGGAACUUGUGCCUUAUGCUGAUUAUAUAUUUAAUGUAUGUUGUGUUAUUUCUAAUUUACAGAAUCCUAUUAUUAAGCAAUAG